CUUGUUAUUUAUAAGACCGGCACCAAAUGCAUUGGAAUGUAUGAAAUAUAAUUUCGCGGUUAUUUGGUAUUAAUGUAACCGAAAUCAUGUAGCUAGUAAACUUCUCACCUAACAUUAAAUUACAGUUAUUUGGCGUUUAUCCAAAGCGACUUGAUUUGACUAAGCAGGGGCCAAUCCCCCCUGGAGCAAUGUGGGGUAAACGGCCUUACUCAAGGGCCCACAGCUGCACGUAUCUUAUUGUGGCUACACUGGGGUUUGAACCACCAGCCUCCUGGGUCCCAGUCAAGCAACUUAGCGACUAGGGUCCCAAUCAAGCAACUUGGGUAUAGGGAUAAAGCUGAACGGAACUACAUAAAUACUGUGGUGCCUAAAUACAGUAUUAGCGAGUUUCAGACCCACUUCCAGUUAACACCAACUCAGGUGGAGGAGCUGAUUACGUCUCUGGAGCCGUUGAACUGGAACUUCAUGAGGAGAAAAUGGCCCCUCAGGAACAUCAUCCUGUCGAGCCUCUGGACGCUGUCCACACUCGAGUCGUACCGGGACGUGGCGGAGCGGUUCCAGACGAGCAAGUCGGUCAUCUGCGACCACCUGCACGAGUUCUGCGCGCUGAUCGUCGAGCACUUCCCCGACAAGAUCGCCUGGCCCAAGGGCGCGGAGGCGGAGGCGUCCGCGGCCGGGUUCUCCCUGGCCGGGCUGCCGGGCACCCUGUGCGCCGUGGGGUCCUGCCACGUCCCCAUCGACAAGCCCCAGGGCGUCCCGGUCCCCGAGGCCUACCUCAACGGCAAGAUGUUCUACUCCGUCAACCUCAUGGCGUUCUGCGACCACGCCGGGCGCUUCGUCCACGUCAGCGCCGAGCACCCCGGCGGCUGGCACAACUCGCAGGUCUUCCGGGCGACGGAGGUGGGCAGGGCGCUGGAGCGGGACCCGCACGCGCUCCUCCAGGGCCGCCAUCUGGCGGGCGACGCCACCUUCCCGCUCUCCGAGCACCUGCUCACGCCCUUCCCCGAUUUCGGCAACCUGGCGGCGAGGAAGGGCCGCUACAACCGGCGGAUCCUGGCGACGCUGCAGGCGGUGCGGGGCGCGUUCCGCGCGCUCCACGCGCGGUUCCGCCGGGUCAAGUCGCUGCAGAUGCACUCCGUCGCCAAGACCAGCACGGCCGUGAGGGCCUGCUGCAUCCUGCACAACGUGUGCCUGGAGAACAACAACCCCGUGCUGCUGGACGACACGGACUGCGACACCGUGUCCCAGGAGCCCUUUCACCUGCUGCCCAACGGCCACUCCGGGAGCCUGGGCGGCAUAUCCAAACGACAGGACAUCGCCGCCUCGCUGUCCAAAAAGAGGCCCCAGGACGUGAUGUGAUCUCAGUGUUUUUUGUUGUCGUUUUCUUUCCUCCCGCUUGUGUAAAUAAAAUGUUAUCGCCCGUG
Conger conger (European conger) is the source of this 1424-nucleotide messenger RNA. Its product is annotated as putative nuclease HARBI1. The transcript has 3 exons. The record is from RefSeq and is a predicted model, not a curated record. NCBI's taxonomy places the organism in Eukaryota, Metazoa, Chordata, Actinopteri, Anguilliformes, Congridae. Bases 466 to 1359 code for a protein of 297 amino acids.